Messenger RNA from Physella acuta, 3399 nucleotides. Its product is annotated as ceramide glucosyltransferase-B. Gene Ontology annotation, cellular component: membrane. Gene Ontology annotation, biological process: glucosylceramide biosynthetic process. NCBI's taxonomy places the organism in Eukaryota, Metazoa, Mollusca, Gastropoda, Physidae. The record is from RefSeq and is a predicted model, not a curated record. Gene Ontology annotation, molecular function: ceramide glucosyltransferase activity.
UAAUACACUGCGCCAACGUAAACCAAACAAAAGCAUAGGCCUAGCUACCAUAGUGAAUGUAGGCUACUCUGAAUUCCCAGGUAGUCUAGCCAGGUAGUUCGCAGCUGUGACAUUUCGAAUUCGGUCCACAGACGCCUAGAUCUAGUCGGCCCUCAAGAAACUAGCCCAGCCCACGAUGAAGCUAUGAGUGUUGAUUAUUUUGCCAUUGGGGCUACGGUCAUAGCUUCUGCCUUUUUAAUAGGAUGGCUGUGCCAAUGGGCCAUUCACAUUGUUUCUAUUUGUUUCGGCCUUUGUCAUCUUUAUAAGAAGUUAGAACCAGUCAUCCCGAAAGAAAAACUACCAGGGAUUUCUAUUAUCAAGCCACUGACAGGUGUUGACAUUAAUUUGAAAAGUAACUUGGAAACAUUUUUCACACAGACUUAUCCUGUUUAUGAAUUGUUGUUUAGUGUUCAGGAUGACAAUGAUCCAGCAAUCCUUGUAGUUAAAAGUUUGAUUGAUAGUUACCCUAAAGUAGAUGCCAAACUUUUUAUUGGUUUAAAAAAUGUCGGACCAAAUGGGAAAAUUAACAACAUGGUUAGGCCAUAUGAAGCAGCUCAAUAUGAUAACAUUGUUAUUUCUGACACUGGGAUUAAAAUGACACCCACAACCCUGUAUGAAAUGUACCACCUUCUGAAGCCUGAUGUAGGAUUAGUUAUCCAGAUGCCUUACUGUGCCACAAGAAAAGGGUUUGGUGCAGUUUACCAGCAGGUUUACUUUGGAACUAUGCAGGCCAGAAACUGUUUGAGUGCCAAUGCAGUUGGCAUCAACUGUUCUACUGGCAUGUCUAGUUUACUGCGACGAGAUGUCCUGGACAAAGCCGGAGGCCUGGCUGAGUUUGGGAAGUAUCUUGCAGAGGACCAUUUCAUGGCAGAGGCCAUCAGAGCUCAAAACUAUAAAGUUGUUCUGGCAACAACACCAGCUCUACAGAACUCAGGGAAUUGUUCUAUAUCUGAAUUCCACAAUAGAUUAGUUAGGUGGGCCCAACUUCGAAUGACGAUGGUGCCAACUUUAAUAUUCCUUGAACCUCUAGGAGAGAGUGUUGUGUUAGGGACUUUCACAGCUUUGGCAGCCAAUUUCAUUUUUGAUAUUUCUCCAUUGGCAUUCUUUUUAGGACACUUUUUACUGUGGUUUCUCAGUGAUUAUAUUCUCUUCAGAAUUGUGGAGAAUGGUCCCAUGCCUUUCUCAAAGUUUGAGUACGUGGUGGCGUGGCUUCUGCGUGAGUUCCUCUCCCCUUACAUCAUUCUCAUGGGUCACUUAAAGGACCAUGUGGUGUGGAGGAACCGGAGAUACAAGAUCAAGUGGGGUGGGAAGGUUGUGGUGGAUAACAGUUUAGAAAAUGUGUCUGUGUCAUGAAGGUUAUGUUUGGGCAUGCUGGUGUGUAUGUGCGUGUGUGCUUUGGCAUUUGUAUGAAAUCUUUGAUCACGCAAAUGAGGAAUUGUAAAAAUUGUAAAUAAGAUUUUAUGUUAGGAAGACAGGAGUGAACGGGAGCAUGUCCCAGAAAUAAAAUUAAUGAUAUGCCUUGAUGUAGCAGAAUUUCAUUGUUAUCUGAAAUCAAAAAAGUUUUAUUAAUUUAUUUAUAUUGGAUUUUUAACUAAAAGUCUUGACCUUAAUUUGAUAUUUAAUUGCAAUCCAAACUCAAAAAAGUUUAAACUUAAAUUUCAAAUACCUAUUUUUUUUGUAUUUUUAACACUAACCAGAAAAACAUUUUAAAAAGUUGUGAUGUUAACUGUAUUUAAAGGACAGCCUCUGUCUAGUUAGAAAACUCCCUGUACUUACCACCAGAACUAUUGUGGACAUGUCUUAGGUUUGUGUCAUUAAUUUUAUUUUCUUGUUGUCUACUUGUUUUAUUUAUCAACCUAUUUUUAUCAAAUGUUCUAAAGUAAUCAACCAGGCUGAUUUGUAACCUUGUUUCAUGUAUUUACACCCUGCGCUUCCAAAAAUUUUCUUUCUUCAAACUGUUUACUUAAGUGUCUAUUGUUUUGUAGAGUGGCUUUAGAUAAUAACAGCGGGUUGCAUAAUGAACUAAACAGUGCAAUCUAUAUGUGACCAUAGUCAUCUCUAACACCAAUUUUGUACACUACUUUAAUGGAUUAAUUUAUAAGCUUUUAAUAAUUUUUUGUUGUUAAGAAACUUGAAAAAGUUGACAAAAAAAACGUCAGUGCGAGACAAGAAUGUUUAUGUUCUUCUGUGAAUUUCUGUACUCUUUUAUCUUAGGGAGCUUGUGCUAUGAAUAAUUUAGGAUAAUUUUUGUGCUAAGUGUGGAUAAUGUGUUGAACUCUUCUAGGAUAAGGUGUUGUGAUACAGGAUAUCAUGUUGCGAAUUGAAUGAUUUAAGAUAACAUGCAGUGAUUUCAGAUAAUUUAUGAUGUUAUUCAGCAUAGCUCCUUGUGUUAUGUUCUAGGAUUUGUGCUAAAAGCUAGGUUGUGCAUAUAUUGAAGCAUGCAUAUUUUUUUGAAAGUUUGAUAAUGUGAAAGGGGAAAUCUGUGCUCGUUUAGAGGGUACUCUAUUCCUUCAGUUAUUUAUUUAUUUUCAUGACAUUUGAAAUGGCAUGUCUAAUGUCAUUGCCAACUGAGAAUGAAUAUGACUUGUCAUCUGUCAGUGGCUUGAGUUGCCGUAGCUGAUAUUGAUAAUGAUCUUCUCCUUCUGUGUUGGUCUGAUUUCACUGAUUUCAGUGGCUCACAACAUGACGACCUUCACCUUGGUUUGUGACUUUCUUAUUACUUUUUAUCCAACUUUCAUUUUAAGAAAUAUCUCUUCAUUAUCAGAUUUUCCUAACCUAGAGAAAAGUUCAGGCUCUGAGUAACUUUGGCAGUUUUUGAAAAAACAUAUGGCUAAUCAUAAAUUGAGAAUAAUUUACAGCAUCAGACUACUGUGUCUUUUAUGAAGGCUAGAGAAAGUUUUAAUUAUUUAUUUGGUUGCUGCUAGCAUAAAAACACAACAUUCCAUUGUUUCUGUUAUUGUAUGUGUGUUGCCCCAUGUUAUAAUGUAAGCAGCAAAACACAUCAACAUUCCAUUGUUUCUGUAAGUGUGUGUGUGUGUUGCCCCAUGGUAUAAUGCAAGCAGAAGAAUGUAUAAACAUUCCAUUGUUUCUGUUAGUGUGUAUAGGGCGCUGGUAGCCUGGGUUGUGUGCACAUUAAAACAAAAACUUCCUAGAAAAGACUAUUUGGAAUAGGUCUUCUUUAAAACUUCUAUAUCAUUCAAAAGAUAUAUAUUUACAUCUAUAAAUUAAAAAAAUAUAUAUAUACACAUGUAUAUUUAGAACAAAAAAAGCUAACCUAAAGAUAUCUACAUUUUAUACAGAUGUAUUUGUGUGUGUAUGGCUUGUUUUAUGUAAAUAUUUAAAUAAAACCAUUUCCAUUGA